Messenger RNA from Saccostrea echinata, 1670 nucleotides. RefSeq lists its product as uncharacterized. Bases 229 to 1257 code for a protein of 342 amino acids. Gene Ontology annotation, molecular function: calcium ion binding. NCBI's taxonomy places the organism in Eukaryota, Metazoa, Mollusca, Bivalvia, Ostreida, Ostreidae. Gene Ontology annotation, biological process: homophilic cell-cell adhesion. The record is from RefSeq and is a predicted model, not a curated record. The transcript has 9 exons. Gene Ontology annotation, cellular component: membrane.
GUCUUUUUCGUGUGGACCACAAUCGAUGACAGAUUUUCUGUUAAUUUGUGUUGAAGAAAAUAGUGAAAUGACAGAUUUACGUGGGGAACCUCUCAGUAAGAUUCAAAAUGCUGUUGUUAAAAAAAUCUGAGAUUGAAAAUGAAUGAUUUAUAGAAUUUUGUACCGUUCUCAUCAACCACUGCAGAUGCUCUUUCUAUCCUUGAGCACUUAUGUCAUCAAAAAUGAAACAUGAAAUAUUAUCCAAAUUGUGGACUAGUAAUGAUUCUAUGGCAACUUGUACUCACGCAAUCCACAGCUGGACCUAGGAACUGCAGUUCAUUCCUCAGUGAUCUUCCACAGAACAUCACCAUUACAGAAUCUAAGAAGCCAAACACAUCUCUGGUGAAUGUGACAUUUACAGCACCCUUCACCCACAGUAUAUAUGUAGAUAUUGUUUAUCCCCCAGAAUUGAGAGUCUUCCUUACAGAUUACAUAAAAGUUCAACAUGACCAACACAUGUGGGCUUUGAUUCUACAAAAGUCCAUUGAUGUUGAAUACAUUUACACGGAAAACGAUAAAUACGCAUUAACUUACUUCCAAAUAGAAUUUUCCUGUGAAAACCUCAAUAAAGAGAUGACAAUCACAGUUACUGAUGAAGAUGAUAAUGGUCCUGUGUUCUCCAAUACAGAAUCUACAAAUUGUACUUUGUCUGGAUACACGGCCAGCUCCGUAAGAGAAUAUACGGGAAAGUUAGAAACAAGUCCUGGUGGAAUAGGGGCAACUGACGGAGAUAUAACCGGAAAUAACGUCACAUACUCUAUUCUUUACGGUGAGCCAUUUGGUUUUGAAGAAUACUUCACCAUAAAUUCACAAUAUGGCCAUGUCAACAAAACAAGGGAAGUAACCGAGGACGACCCUCACAGCUUUAUGAUGAUAAUUCAGGCCACAGAGGUGUCAAGUCUUGGUCGGACUAAGAUUGCUGUGUUAGAAGUUGGCGUUGUCCAGAGUACCCCUGUCGUUUCCUCGGAAGUGGAGGCUAACCAGGGAGUUCUGAUAUUCCUACAAAUUCUGAGUGCUGUUUUAAUUCUUGCUUUUACUGUAGGAUUCGCUUUUAUUGUGCAUCAUCGAAUCAAAAAACACAAUGUAAGUCCGAAACUACCGGAUAGUUCUAGUACCAGUAAGUUUGACAGCAUGGAAGCGGUGACAGAAGACUCGUUCAUUCUAGAGAACACCAUUGUUUUGACAGAGACAAAUCAAAUGAAUGGUGGAUCAAAAUAGGCGCUUGAAAAAAAACAACUCUUCACACAAAGAUCCAAUUCAUUCAUCUGCGUCGAUCAUUGUCCAGUGGCAUCUUUCAGAAAAAAAACGUUUUAUUUCAAUACUCUGUGCAGCUCUCGUCUCCUUUUUACUUUAAAAGCUUCCUUUGGUAGAAGUUACUUAAAUUACUAGUUGAGAAUCUCCAAAUCUAGUUUUUUUUAAACGAUGGCUUAAAACGAUGAUAUAUGAAUUUUUUUUCACAUGUACAUCUGCCUUAGUACAUUAUUGUCCAGUCCUUUGUGUUAGGUGGAAAUAAGAAAAGUUGAAUAGGGUUAAUUUAUUUGACCUGUAGGCUUCGUCAUCGCUAUAAUAAAAUCAAAUACAGUGUGUAUAUUUUGUUAUGAAAGUUGGAUGUUAUUAAAUGGUAAUGAAAA